AUGAAAGUUCCUAAAUCGGUCCUACUUGGCUUCACGGCUACUUUCGUGAAUGGUGCAGUUGACUGCACAUUCAGCGCCAUAUCCGAUAUUAUACCCCAAGGCCUUAGCCUCUCUUUUGCUCAGCGUAUCCCUGAAAAUGGAACAUUCACUGUGCCCAAGAAUGAUACAGGGUGGAUAACUGAUCCCAUCAAUCUUCCGGAGCUAUGUGCUAUUGGCGUCAUGGUCCCUGGAGAAACGUCCAAUGCUACCUUCGGUUUUGGUUUAUUCCUUCCUAAGAACUGGAACCAGCGCACACUUACGGUUGGUAAUGGUGGUCUUGCUGGUGGAGUAGAUUGGGUGGAUAUGGUAAUGUUGUCAUACAAAAAGGGCACUGGAGUCAAAUACGGUCAUGCAGUAUUUUCCACAGAUACUGGACAUAAUGGCACAAGCACGGAUGCAACUUGGGCCUAUCAGAAUCCGCAAAGUCAGACAAAUUGGGGGUGGAGGGCUCUGCAUGAGACUGUGGUCUACGGAAAGAAUAUCACAGAAGCAUUUUAUAAUGCCAAGCCGGCCUAUAACUACUACCAAGGCUGCAGUACUGGUGGUCGACAAGGCUUCAAGGAGGCACAGAUGUUCCCUGAUGACUUUGACGGAGUAAUCGCUGGUGCUCCUGCAUGGUGGACUUCUCAUCAACAAAUAUGGCAGGCUUGGCUUGGGUACGUGAACUAUCUGUCUAAUGUCACAGAGAUCCCAGUUUCGAUGUUCGACACAAUUGGCAAGAAAGUGUUGAGGCAAUGCGAUGGUCAAGAUGGUCUUGUUGACACAAUCAUAAUGGACCCAUAUGGAUGCAAUUUCAACUCUGAGACCCUUCUCUGCGCUGCAAAUGUCACAAACACCACUAAUGCGGAUUGCCUCACUGCAUCACAAUUAGGGACUUUGGACACUAUCACUCGAGAUUACAUCGGAGGGAACUCUACCAUAAUUUUCCCGCACUGGCUCCUGGGAUCAGAACAUUUCUGGGAUAUGAAUAUCGACGGAGGAUCACCAAACGUUAUUGGAGUAGGAUAUAUUCAAUAUUUCCUUGGAUUAGGUGCGGACUGGGACUGGAGAAACCUCGACGAAGCAGUCGUUGAAUUAUCAGAGCAGCUUAACGCAGGACAAGCUGAUGCAUCCAACUACGACAUGAGUCCAUUCUUCAAUGCAGGGAAAAAGUUCAUUCACUACCAUGGCCUUAGCGAUGGUGGAAUCGCCACUGGUGCGAGCUUUUACCUGUACGACCACAUCAACCGCGCUGUUAGUCCUCAAGGCAUCGAUCUACACGAAAGUUAUCGCUUCUUCCCAAUACCAGGAAUGGGGCACUGCACAGACACCGCUGACUAUGUCAACGCACCGUAUUAUAUCGCUGGAAUUACUAUGACGAACAAUGGCCAAUAUUCUGUCCCUGGUUACCACGACGCUGAGCACGAUGUUCUAUAUGCCCUCAUGAAUUGGGUCGAGAAUGGAACUGCUCCUGACUAUAUUAUUGGAACGGCAUUCUCAAACUUCACCACACAAGAUAAUAUAACUCGUCAACGUCCUAUUUGCCCAUAUCCACAGCAGGCCAGGUACAAUGAAUCGGGUGACCCAGAUAGCCCUUUUUCCUGGGAGUGCAAGUUGUUGUAUUGA
Molecule: messenger RNA, 1644 nt
Organism: Penicillium malachiteum
Lineage: Eukaryota; Fungi; Ascomycota; Eurotiomycetes; Eurotiales; Aspergillaceae
Product: tannase and feruloyl esterase
Exons: 7
Coding region: 1-1644 (547 amino acids)
Source: RefSeq, a predicted model, not a curated record